AUGCCGCGGACGCUCUGGGGCACGCCCCUGCGGCGCGUGAUCGUCAGCAGCUUCAUGGACCCCGUGUCGAACGGCCAGUUCUUUCGGGACUGGUUCCUCCACUGGGACACGGACGACCGCAUCCCCAUCGUCGUCCUCGCGCACGCGACCAAGGCGCCCUACACGAGCGUCGUCGCGAACGACGGGUCCAGGCGGCCGGUGGGCAACUACGAGGCGGACCCCGAGGGCCGCUUCGUGCGCGACGCGAGCGCGGAGUGCUUCUCGGUCCCGCGUCCCUCCGGCGACGACGCGCGCACGGUCUUCUUCGAUGCGAUCGAAGGGAAGACCGACGACGGCGACGCGAUCCCCUGGGCCCUCGCGAACGCGACGGUCUGCCUGCCGCCGCUGCCGACGCCCAAGGAGGCGCACCACUACGAAGGGUGCCAGCACGUGAAGCUCUUCGUCGCCGAGUACGGCGCGGGCGUGCGCGUCUGCGUCUCGUCCGCGAACCUGUGCGAGGGCGAGCAGGUGUCGCAGCUCGAGGUCUGGUUCGUCCACGACUUCCGCUUCGCCGCGGAGCGGCCCCUGCGCUCCCUGGUCCUCGACGACGACGCGGCGCGCCUCGCCGCGGCCGCGGGCGACGGCGGCCGCCGGCCGCUGACCUUUGGCGCAACCCUCGUCGACUUCCUCGCGCGCAUGACCGAGGGCCUCGGCGACGAGGUCUGCGUCGACGGCGACACGCUCGGCAAUUGGCGCUCGCGGCUCCUCGCCUGCGACACGUCCACCUGCGACGGCGUCCAGCUCGUGCCGACGGCGCCCGGCGUCCACUACUACGUCCCAAACAAGCCGCGGCGCGACGACGACGCGUUCCUCGGCUUCGCGCGCUUCGAGCUCCGCGACGUCGAGGGCGGCGAGGCGGCCUUCGACGCGAGCCCGAAGCGGCUCACGCGCUCGAAGAAGGCCGAGUGCGUCCAGCUGAAGGACGCGACGUUCGAGGACGGCGAAACCUUCCGCGACGGCUCGGUCGUCGCGCCCGGCGGCUUCCGCGGCUUCUUCCCGAAGCCGCUCGCCGCGGCGAUCCGGAGCCUGCGGGCGGCCGGCACGCGCGUGCGCGUCGAGCUCGCCUGCGUCUUCUCCGGAGCCCGGCUGCUCCCGAAGGCCGGCGAGCGAGGCGACGCGGCCGUCGACGACCGGAAGCCCGCGCACGAGACGUGGCGCGCGUCGUUCCGCGUCGCCGUCGACGCGUGGGGGCCGACGACCGACGCGUCGACGUCCGCGUUCGCCGUGCUCCUCUCGUCGCUGCGCACGCCCCAGGGCUACCAGGCGCUCCGCGUCGCGCUCGACGGCGAGGGCGUCGACUGGUGGACGCACGCGGCGGCGAACCGCGAGCUCGCGUUCUUCGCGUGGUCGCCGGAGUGGUCGCGCGGCGGCGCGACGGCGAUCUGCGACGACAUCGCCUGGGCCGCGGGCACGUCGCCGACGCGCGUCGAGGCGGCGCUCGCGGACCAGAACGUCGCGCGCGCGCGGCGGACCGGCGCCGUCGUCGACGUCGAGGGCCCCAAGUGCUGGAACCCGACGCGGCGGCCGGCGACGCUCACGCGGGACGACCUCCUCUCGAAGCAGAACCAGGCGAAGCUCGUCGCGCACGACCUGGCCUACGACCGCGCGCCGCCGCCGGGCGAGGAGGCGGCGCGCCGCCGCGGCGGCGCGCUCGUGGAAGCGCACGCGAAGUUCAUCUACCGCCUCUUCCUCGACGAGGCGUCGGGCGAGACCUUCGGCUGGGUCUACGUGGGCAGCCACAACUUCAGCGCCGCGGCCUGGGGCGCCGGGCCGCGCUGGGGCUACUGCCGGACGACGAACUGGGAGCUCGGCGUCGUCCUCCAGCAGCCGCCGGGGCGCCCGGCGCCGGCCGGCGUGCCGCCCUUCCACCGGCGCUACCCCCUGCCCUACGUGCCCGGCGCGCCCGCGGACCCCGACACGCUGCUGAACAAGGACCAGUUCAAGGAUCGAAGGCACACGGCGCGCGACGCCGACGACGCGGCUCUCCAGCAGGGCAUCGCGAACAGCCUCGGAGUCGUCGGCGGCGGCGACGCGGAGCCCGCGUUCGCGCCGGAGCCCGACCGCGACGACGCGGCGCUCCGGCGGGCCACGGCGAUGAGCCUCGAGGCGUCGGCGGGCGGCGACGACGACCUCGCGCGCGCGCUCGCGGAGUCGGCCCGCGAUGCCGCCGCCGCGCGCGCGCGGGACGCCGAGCGUCACGAGCUGGCCCGCGCCCUCGAGCUCUCCCGCCGGGAGCGGCCCGCGGCCGACGCCGCGCCAAGCGACGCCGACGACGAGCUGGCCCGCGCCCUCGAGCUCUCCCGCCAGGAGCGACCCGCGGCCGACGCCGACGUGGCCCGCGCGAUCGCGCUGUUGUCGCCCGGCGCCCGCGAGGCCGAGCCGAUCGAUCUCACGUGA
Molecule: messenger RNA, 2436 nt
Organism: Aureococcus anophagefferens
Lineage: Eukaryota; Pelagophyceae; Pelagomonadales; Pelagomonadaceae
Exons: 2
Coding region: 1-2436 (811 amino acids)
Biological process (GO): double-strand break repair; single strand break repair
Cellular component (GO): nucleus
Molecular function (GO): single-stranded DNA binding; double-stranded DNA binding; 3'-tyrosyl-DNA phosphodiesterase activity
Source: RefSeq, a predicted model, not a curated record